UCCAGUCUUGCUGCAUCCAAAGAAGUCGGUGCAUCUGCCCGCUCUUCUCCUAAACAAAUGUCCCCCUCUGAUUUCUUGGAUAAGUUAAUGGGGAAGAUCUCAGGAUAUGAUGCCAGAAUUCGACCCAACUUCAAAGGUCCCGCAGUGAACGUCAGCUGCAAUAUCUUCAUCAACAGCUUUGGAUCCAUUGCUGAAACGACUAUGGAUUACAGAUUAAAUAUAUUCCUGCGUCAACAAUGGAAUGACCCCCGAUUGGCUUAUAGUGAAUACCCAGAUGACUCUUUAGAUUUGGACCCCUCUAUGUUGGAUUCUAUCUGGAAGCCAGAUCUGUUCUUUGCCAACGAAAAGGGGGCAAAUUUCCAUGAAAUUACCACAGACAACAAACUGCUAAGGAUCUUUAAAAAUGGCAAUGUACUUUACAGCAUUCGUUUAACUUUGACUUUGGCUUGCCCCAUGGACCUGAAAAAUUUUCCAAUGGAUGUCCAAACCUGCAUCAUGCAACUGGAGAGUUUUGGUUACACUAUGAAUGAUCUUAUAUUUGAGUGGGAGGAGGUGGGUGCCGUGCAGGUAGCAGACGGACUCACCUUGCCACAGUUUAUCUUGAAAGAAGAGAAGGAUCUACGCUAUUGUACUAAACACUACAAUACUGGAAAAUUCACUUGUAUUGAAGCUCGCUUCCACUUGGAAAGACAGAUGGGUUAUUAUCUAAUUCAAAUGUACAUUCCCAGCUUGCUUAUUGUCAUUCUCUCUUGGGUGUCCUUCUGGAUCAACAUGGAUGCAGCCCCUGCCAGAGUUGGUCUUGGCAUCACUACUGUGCUGACCAUGACUACUCAAAGUUCUGGAUCUCGAGCAUCUCUACCAAAGGUGUCCUAUGUGAAAGCUAUUGAUAUAUGGAUGGCAGUCUGCUUGCUGUUUGUCUUUUCUGCCCUGUUGGAAUAUGCAGCUGUCAACUUUGUCUCACGUCAGCACAAGGAACUUUUACGUUUCAGGAGGAGAAGACGACAUCACAAGGAGGAUGACAAUGGUGAAGGACGUUUCAGCUUUGCAGCUUAUGGAAUGGGCCCAGCAUGUCUCCAAGCAAAGGAUGGGAUCUCCGUGAAAGGGAACAACAACAACAACCCAACAAGCUCCACAGCUCCAGCAUCAAAAUCUGAUGACGAGAUGCGCAAGCUGUUCAUAGGCCGGGCCAAGAAGAUUGACAAGGUGUCCAGGAUCGGAUUCCCUUUGGUUUUUCUUAUAUUUAACACAUUCUACUGGAUCAUCUACAAGAUAGUACGUAAGGAGGACGUCCAUAAGCCGUGA
Messenger RNA from Bufo bufo (common toad), 1302 nucleotides. It is a transcript of the gene GLRA1, whose product is annotated as glycine receptor alpha 1. Gene Ontology annotation, biological process: chemical synaptic transmission; nervous system process; chloride transmembrane transport. NCBI's taxonomy places the organism in Eukaryota, Metazoa, Chordata, Amphibia, Anura, Bufonidae. The annotation marks the transcript as partial. Gene Ontology annotation, cellular component: plasma membrane; neuron projection; postsynaptic membrane. Gene Ontology annotation, molecular function: glycine binding; transmembrane signaling receptor activity; transmitter-gated monoatomic ion channel activity. The record is from RefSeq and is a predicted model, not a curated record. The transcript is spliced from 8 exons.